AUGAGGCGCAAGAGGGCCCUACCCACGCUCCUGCAGCUGGCAGUUCAGAAUCUGCUAGAGGACAAAGACUUGGCCAUGGGGGCUUUGGAAGAUUUGCCAGGGGAGCUCUUCCCAGAAGUGUUCAUGGAGGCCUUCACCAGGGGACACACUGAGGUCCUGAAGGCCGUGGUGCAGUCCUGGACCUUUCCUUGUCUACCCUUGAAGCCACUGAUGAACUUGCUGAAACCAGGGACAUCACAACUUGAGCUGGAUGAUGUGCUGUGGCAGAACAGGAGCCUGUGGAUGUUACAAGCUGUGCUAGAUGUGCUAGAUGGGCUUGAUGGGCUGCUGGCCCAAAAGGUUUGCCCCAGGAGGGUGAAAUUACAAGCGCUAAAUUUUCGGGCCAUGCACAAGAGCUUCUGGAGAGUCUGGGCUGGAAAGAUGUUUGAGAACCACUGCAGAUUCUGGUUUAGGAGAAUGAUUUCAGCCAGCUCCUCAGAGGCCAUGAAGAGGAGAAAAAUAGACAAUGGGCCAAGGAUAGCAGAGAAGCAGCCCUUCCAGUUGGUUUUAGACUUCAUGUUCUCUCAGGAUCUACAGGAUCCACUCAAAUCCUACCUCCUCAAGUGGGUCCAGGAGAAGAAAGGUUUGGUGCAGCUGGAGUGUAGGGAGCUGGACACUGACCUGACACACACACAAAAUAUCACAGAUGUCCUAAAAAUGGCAAACCUUGAUUCUGUGCAAGAGUUGAGGGUAUAUUUAACCUCGACACAUUCCAUACUGGCUCAGUUCCCUUCUUACGUAGGACAGAUGAAAAAUCUUCAAAAGCUAACUCUCCACAACUUAUCUGUACUGUUCUUUUCCAAGGAGCAGAUAAAGCAUGCUCAAGUCCCUGACAUCCCCCUUGGAGAAACUCUCAAUUUCUUGCUGCAAGCCUUCAGGCUCAGACUGGAAUCAGCUGCCCCAGUGUUUGAGCACAAGGCAGCUAAAGCACUUGGAGCUUGUAGUGCCAGAAUGACUAACUUUAGUCCCGACCCACUCCGAGUUCUACUGGAUAAUAUUGCAACCACUCUGACCACUCUGCACUUACACGAAUUCGGGAUCCCAGAUGCCUAUCUCCAUGUCAUUCUUCCUGCACUGAGCCGAUGCUCCCAGCUCAAGAUCUUCAGCUACAUGAACUCCAUGUCGGUAGCCAUGCUGGAGAGCUUGCUGUGUCACACAGCCAGGCUGAGCAACUUGCGCCUGGAGAUGUACUCUGUUCCUCAAAGGAUUUAUGUUUCCCAUCAUGGUGCCAAUCAGAGAUGGGACCAGAUUUCUGAUGUGCUAACGAGGAUUGUGGAUUCAUUAAAACAUCCCAGGAUUGUCCGGUUCUGUGUUGGUCAUGGUGAAAUGUAUAAUAAUACCUCAAGAUUCUGUUACCCUAUGCACUCUUCUCCAUGCUCUUCCUGUAUCUCUGUCUAG
Messenger RNA from Heterocephalus glaber (naked mole-rat), 1437 nucleotides. RefSeq names its product PRAME family member 12-like. NCBI's taxonomy places the organism in Eukaryota, Metazoa, Chordata, Mammalia, Rodentia, Bathyergidae. Gene Ontology annotation, cellular component: cytoplasm. The record is from RefSeq and is a predicted model, not a curated record.